Messenger RNA from Gossypium raimondii (Peruvian cotton), 863 nucleotides. RefSeq names its product basic leucine zipper 4. Gene Ontology annotation, molecular function: DNA-binding transcription factor activity; transcription cis-regulatory region binding. Gene Ontology annotation, cellular component: nucleus. The transcript has a single exon. Gene Ontology annotation, biological process: positive regulation of DNA-templated transcription. Lineage: Eukaryota; Viridiplantae; Streptophyta; Magnoliopsida; Malvales; Malvaceae. The record is from RefSeq and is a predicted model, not a curated record. Bases 34 to 588 code for a protein of 184 amino acids.
CCCCAUGUAUGUUUGUUAUUCUUAAAGGAAGCCAUGUUGUCCACUGUUCCGGCCAUUAUUUCCUCCAAUCCCAUGAUACAAAGUGAUCCAUUUCCCUCUCUCCAAAGCGCUUGGGAUUGCUCCCAACUUUUUUCCAAUACCCAGUCAGUAGGACCCGCUCGGUCCGGUUCCGCUUCGAUUGAACCGAACCAAACCCAAACCCACUCCAAUUCCUGUUUGGACGAAUCAAACCAAACGCUUUCCAUCAUCGAUGAACGAAAGAGAAGACGCAUGAUAUCGAACCGGGAAUCGGCCAGGAGGUCACGGAUGCGUAAACGGAAUCAUUUAGAAAACCUAAGGAACCAGGCGAACCGGCUUAGAAUCGAGAACCGAGAACUGACUAACCGUUUGAGGUUCCUUUUGUACCACUGUCAUCGUGUAAGGACUGACAACGACCGCCUCCGAUCUGAGUCCACUGUGCUCCGACUAAAAUUGUCGGACAUGCAUCAAAUUUUGCUAUUCAAGCAGCUGCAGCAGUUUUCAUCUGCAUGGCCAUGCAAUAACGUGACUGUCAUGUCCGAACAAAUUCCACCACCAUUAAUCAUCUAAACGCAUUCACAAUAAAACUACAUUAAAUUUCUCUCCAAAAGGGAGAAACUAGCUAUCUCUUUCUGUAAAUUAAAAUGGUGUUAGAGAAAGAAAAUGGAUGGGUUUCUGUAAAUUAAAAGAGAUACGAAACCACACAGUAUUGUAGUGUAGAAAUAAGUUGAGUCAGUGUUUGGCUUUUUGUCAACGUUAUUUUUGUUUUCUUCUUUUUUGUUGUUAGCUUUGAAAAAUCCCUCCCACUAUACGUUUAAUGCAAUAUGGCAAAUCAUUGAAACUUA